Molecule: messenger RNA, 2304 nt
Organism: Hydractinia symbiolongicarpus
Lineage: Eukaryota; Metazoa; Cnidaria; Hydrozoa; Anthoathecata; Hydractiniidae
Product: centrosomal protein of 41 kDa B-like
Exons: 12
Coding region: 289-1311 (340 amino acids)
Biological process (GO): cilium assembly; protein polyglutamylation
Cellular component (GO): ciliary basal body
Source: RefSeq, a predicted model, not a curated record
CGGUUUCAUGAAAAGAUUAAAUCAGUCAAUGACAGCAUUUCUGCAAAGGAAAGUCCGGGGACUUUUCCCAAAGAAACAAAGAUAACAUGACUAAAAAAGACAUGUACCUUUCUCUUCGAUAGCCAAUCUUCGCUGUAGCCCACGUUUUUGUCAAAGGCACGUGGUUAUAUACGCCUACGUUCAGCCAAUCAUUAGCUAGGCCUAGUCCUUUCUGGCGGUAAAGAAAAUGUGGUUUUGUGUUUCGAGGGACACGAAAUUAUUUGUUUGGGUUAAAUUGCAAUAUUCAAGAUGGCUGCUUCAAACGCAAGAAAAAAAGAUAUUUUUCAGAAAAAGAUUCCACAAAAUCCCAGAUACCAGCAUGUGAAAAGUACUCUUGAUACAGGUGCAAGUGUUUCUAAUUACAUGAGCAAGUUAGAAGAAACAAGAAAAAACUAUCGAUUUCGAAAAGAUGAAAUAUUCAAGCGGAUGAAAGUCUCAACCUUUGCUCAAUUGGUCUUACAAGUAGCUGAAGUUGUAAAUAUUGAAUUGGAACGCCAACUGCUGGAAACAGCUAGAACAGAAGAGAAUAAUGAAGAAGAGGAAGAAGAGGUAGCAAAUGAACAAUGUAAUGGUACACUUACAGACAGAUCUCUGCUCCAAAAUGUUGUGCGUGGGUUUGGUGAAGUUGACUUAAAUGGCGAAAGCGACAAUCCGUCUGAAAAUAAAAUCGAAAAUGAGGAAAAGGAUUUGUUUUUGACGCCGGAACCGACCAGUCUUCCAUAUUUGCUGUUAGAUGUGCGAGAUAAAGACGCAUAUAACGAAUGUCAUAUAAUUGGAGCUCUCAACUAUCCUUCAGCAAUGUUAGCUAGAUCUGUUAAUUAUCUCACCAAAGAAAUGCUCUUAUUUAAAAACAAAACUGGUAAAGUGAUUAUCAUUUAUGAUGACGAUGAGAAGAUUGCACCCAACGUAUCUACAGUUUUGGUACAACGCGAAAUUGAUAAUGUUAUUAUGUUGUCCGGAGGUAUGAAAGUGUUGAAUAAAAAAUUUCCCGGUUGUUUUAUGACUGGUACACUGCCGUCCACCUGCUUUUCACCCAGGGUGGAUCGAAAGGGCAAACCACGUCCUCCUCCGCAGAUUACAGAAAAUGAAAAUGUCGAAUGGUACUCCUCGGAGCUAUUAGAACGCAUGCAAGACAGUUUAGACGAAGUUUUGUUAAACAAUGAAUCAAGUCGAAUGUCUUCAAGACUUUCAACAGGUCGUUCAACAAAAGCUAGUAGUCGUAUGUCGACGUCAUCAAAUAAAAGCAACACAAGUCAGAAAACAUGGAGAUGACGUCAUGUGGAGUCGGCGUAAAUUUUCGUCUUAUUUUGCAAAUUCGAUACCAGUGAAGAAAUGUCGAAUUUUUUUACUCGUGUGACCAUGCACCUGGCACAGUGUACGCACUUAUUCGUGCGCCAAACAUUUUUCGUGAUUGUAAAACAGAAAUUGUAUAUAAAAUGUAGCAUUGUAAUUAAAAAUUGGCUCAGCUUCUGAAAAAGGAAUGUGCUAAUUUCAGGUAAAUUAGGUCAAUGUUUUUCUGUUUUUGUCUACGCGUGUUUUUAUAAGUUAAGGCCUAAGGCUAAGAUUUGGGGGGGGGGGUCAAAGACUAAGAAAAUGGACACGCUAAAACUGUUAAUUUGCGUAGGGAGCACCCAUAAGAUAUGUAAGCACUGAGAGAGGAGGGGUCAUACAGCAUAGGAGGGUUUCAUAUGUGCGGACGUAAGGACUUUGACCAUCAUUAAUUCUAUGUUUUUAUUGUUUCUAUUAUUUCUGUUUAAACAUGUCUUAAAUAAAAAUUGAUUAAACUAUUUUACUUACUGUAAAGAUUUCAUAGAAUGAGAUGUUCGAGUUUUUGUUUAAGGUCAAAUUUUUUUAAGGCCAGGGUGGGGAGAGUCUAGCCAAAUUUUAGUGAUUUCAUGCGUACGUACACAAGAGUAAGGGAACAGAGCAAAGACGUACAUACAGUGGGGUGAAUAGGUCAGAAAAUGGACAAUGUGGCGCGUACGUACUUUGUGGAUGCUCCCCAGUCUAGCAAUCAAACUCCGCUCUUUAAAGUCUUUUAUUUUAGAAAUAAUUUCUCAUAACAUUAUUGAUUCAAACACAACUUUAUCGCUGAAAUCUUGUAAAAUUUAAAUACUCUGUUUGAUAACAUUAAUACUUAUCAAAAGUUUUCUUUCGCAACUGAGUAUUGAAAUAAAAAAUGGGAGUCGCUUAUCAGAAACGUGUAUUUCAAAAUGAUGUAGUUUUUUUUUGGCGUUUUAUUAUAUUGUGUUUUUAUGUUUUGAA